CAAUUGCCAUUCGCAGAACAGUCCGUGUGUACGCAAGACGUCAAAAGCAGCUUCGAACGUUGCAAGUCGCGCAAAAAACAUUAAAAUUAUUUCAUUUUGGGUUAAUUGCAGGCUCCAGAACAAGUGAUUAAGCGCGCGUUUCGCUUCCGCCGAGUGCGUGAAAACUGACAAUUCCGUUCGGAAUAGCCAUGCCAGUUAUUUUCGCCUAGUGAAAAUCGGAUAAUUCGCGUCCGCAACGACGUCGAAAUUAUGUGCUGAGCCACAUCCUUCUAGAAAAGCAUUUUUUUCGUAUUCAGAGAAAAAAAUGGGAAACGUGUGUGAGUCCGGUCGCGGUCAAUGAGCUCCCUGAAUUUUCCUGCCGCCCUUAAUUCUCUUUAAUUUGGUUUCGAAUCAGUCGAUUAUCCUCGAAAAUCCUCUACACUUCCUUCCCCCUGAAGUAACAAACGCAGGCGAAACAUCCACUUUCCUUUCCUUUGUUCUGUAAAAUUGAAAUCACUUUGUUCGUCUUUCAUCAUUUCCGGGACGCGUGUGAUCCACAAAAUGUCUACGCGUCGCUAAAUCGCAAUCAGAAAAUAGCUCGUUAUUCGCGCACUGUAUAUCGCUACAUCAGCUCCAACGCCAAACGUUAGCAGAAGCCACUCCGUCCAGUGCUCCCUCGCCAAACUCCACGGAUUGAGGUCACUGAAAACAGUCCAGAAGCAGCGUCAAGAAAAAGUUGAUUCAUCCAAAAAAUUGCACUUCGAUAAGAAAAACACCCGAAAGCGCUCAAAGGUCACCGGAGCGAACGCUUUUUGUGGGGCUUGAAAAUCCAGAAAGUGAACAAAGCCCGAGCGGAAUCCUGUUCGCAACUUCUACCGUUCACAGAUUCGUUGCUGAUAUUUGAGAUCUAAGGAUAAAGUACAACCAACCAAAAUGCAGCGCUGGUUCUUUAUGGAUGACAAUGAGAUAUUAGAAAGCGAUGCAUCUUCAGCCGCAUCAUCUCGAUCAAAGAAGACUUUGGAAAGCAGCGGUGAAGAGAGAGAAUGGACCUUCAAGGUUGUAAUGAAUCAUGAUUUACUACCGAAUGAAUGUUUGGGUAUUUCUGGUAGCUGUGCAAGUCUUGGCAACUGGUCGCUUACAAAGAGCGUGUUAUUGAAUCAUGAAGAAGGCACGAAUGAUUGGUCGCUAACAACUAACAUACCGCGUGAUCGUCAGGUAUACUAUCGCUUUUUCGUUUGCUCUAUCGAUCCAACUACCGAGAGCAAGCAUGUAAGACGCUGGGAGACGCACUUACAUCCGCGAUCUAUUCCUGAAAUGGGCGAUAAAGCUGAAUCGGAUGAUAUUUUUGGCGAUGUCGAAGGCGAAGAAAAAAUUGACCGGGGCUGGCUCACCACAGAAUCUAUAGUACAAUUGAAAUUUUUUAACUCACCAUUUGCUUUGAAGCAAAGAAUGAAAUCACGAUUACUUUACAUCAAGGUAACACCAAUGAAUCUUCGUAUACAUACAUCGGAUAACGUGAUUUCACCAUUAGAAGAUUCUUUAUCAAAUGAUACUCGGGAAAACGGUAGUGAGCAAGCACCAUACGGAUUUGCUGAAGUUUGUUGUUAUAAAUAUGAUGAUUGUGACAUAAAGCCGCAACCGCAGUUUGGUGUUCCAUGCGCACCGAAUGAUGUAGUCGUGUUCCAUAUUACCGUUGGUGAUAUCGAUUCGGUUGCGUAUCUAGUCGAUUUAUACACAUAUAGUUCGAAAGCUUCAAUGGAAGAACCCCCGUAUCAUUUGGGAUAUCAUUAUAUCCUACCAAACUUGCUGAAAAGAUCAGAAGGUAAAUUGGAGAUGCCAAUUACGUGCGCAACCAAACACCGGCCACUUGGAACAAUGCGCUUGGAUUACCUGUUGAUCAAACCAUUCACUUCACACGUACUCGAUAUGAAAUUAUCCUUUUCCCGAUAUUGGAACAAGAAAUGGUCGGGCCUAGAUGUUGGACAUCGUGGAUCAGGAACUAGCUUUAAAACCAAAGAGGCUGUGAUUCGUGAAAAUACUAUUGCUUCGUUGAAAAAUGCGGUGGCACAUGGUGCUGAUAUGGUUGAAUUUGAUGUUCAAUUAAGCAAAGAUUUAGUGCCCGUUAUUUAUCACGACUUUCAUGUUUAUGUGUCAUUACGAUCCAAGAAAACUAUUGAUACUCAUGACCUUCUCGAGCUGCCUAUGCGAGAAUUGACUUUAGAACAAUUGAAAAAUCUAAAAGUAUACCAUCUGGUCGAGGGCCGCACUCGUGAACCACGUAAUUUUGAUAACGAUAGUAUGGAGGAACACCAACCGUUUCCAACUUUGGCUGAUACGCUAGAUGCGAUCGACAGUCAUGUUGGCUUCAAUAUUGAAAUUAAAUGGUCCCAACAAUUAAUUGACGGAUCAAUGGAAAUGGAGCAGAAUGUUGAUCGAAAUCUCUAUCUAGAUUGCAUUUUGGAUGUUGUGUUCUCCAAGGCAAAUUCACGACGUAUUGUGUUCUCGUGUUUUGAUCCUGAUAUUUGUGCAAUGUUGAGAUUCAAACAAAAUUUGUAUCCAGUUAUGUUCCUAACACUUGGACAGACGAGCCGUUAUCCAUUGUACAACGAUCCAAGAUGUAAUUCGAUCGAAAAGGCUGCAUGUCAUUCUCGUGGUAUGGAGCUUCUUGGUAUAGUUGCACAUACUGAAGAUUUAUUGAGGGAUCCAACGCAGGUGAGCUUAACAAGAGAAUUAGGCCUUAUAAUGUUCUGCUGGGGUGAUGACAACAACAGCAGGGAAACCAUCCAGCACUUGAAGAAUUUAGGGUUGCAUGCAAUUAUCUAUGAUAAAAUGGAGGUGCUUACAUCAAAGGAGACCAAGGAAAGCGUCUUCUUAGUUCCAUCGCAAGCUAGCCAGAAAGAUUUCUUCAAACUGCAAGCUCUAGAACGCGAGAGACGACCAACCGAAGAUUGCAUUUACGUGAAGGAAAACUCUGAGAAGAUUCUUGAACUGGAUGAAGACCGACGCAAAAUUUCUUUAUCAGCAGCUACGUCUUUCGCAACACUAAUGGAUGAAUGAGGACACUGCAUGAACAACGUUUUUUUCUAAAUUAUAGCUAGAUAAAUGUUUAUUCUGUAUUUACAAAAGAAAUCUUUUUUCGUUUUUCGCAAAUAAUUGGUUUGGUAAUUUCCGUAAACAACGUGAUUGUUGGCUAUAUAUAUUUUGUAUUGUGUUUCCAUCUAUUUAACUAAAUUUCUGUAAUUUCACAGUCGUCCUAGUAUUGCAUUAGAAAAUCUUGUUUUGAAAAAUUUCUGCAUAAAAUAUUAAUAGCAUUGCUUUUUGAAAUAAAGAAUUUACCACUUCGUAGAAUUUACAAGAGAUAACGAAAGUAAUCAUGAAAACACACAAAAAGAGACAUUGCCUUUUUAUUUUUUCUAUCUAUCUAGAGGCUAUGUAACACUUGAUGAAUUUGUUAUUAAAAACUAUAUAAGGGCAGUGUAUUUUUAAAAAGACAAUAAACGUUAUUAUGGCUAAAAAAA
Molecule: messenger RNA, 3497 nt
Organism: Hermetia illucens (black soldier fly)
Lineage: Eukaryota; Metazoa; Arthropoda; Insecta; Diptera; Stratiomyidae
Product: glycerophosphocholine phosphodiesterase GPCPD1
Exons: 8
Coding region: 913-3036 (707 amino acids)
Biological process (GO): glycerophospholipid catabolic process
Molecular function (GO): starch binding; glycerophosphocholine phosphodiesterase activity
Source: RefSeq, a predicted model, not a curated record